Molecule: messenger RNA, 1827 nt
Organism: Dermatophagoides pteronyssinus (European house dust mite)
Lineage: Eukaryota; Metazoa; Arthropoda; Arachnida; Sarcoptiformes; Pyroglyphidae
Product: retinoic acid receptor RXR-alpha-B-like
Biological process (GO): regulation of DNA-templated transcription
Cellular component (GO): nucleus
Molecular function (GO): nuclear steroid receptor activity; zinc ion binding; sequence-specific DNA binding
Source: RefSeq, a predicted model, not a curated record
GCAUUCCGGUAUUUUGAAUUUUGUAAAAAAUUUUCAUCCAUCCAUUUCAUUUCGAACAAAUUCGAGUGAUAAAAAACAAGACAACUAUUUACACCAAAUUUCGCCUUGUAUUGUGGAUUCUGCUGAAUCCUGUUCCUGUUUUUUAUUCGUAUAAAAAAACAUUCGAUUUGAUCAUGAUCAUCGUGACAAAAUAUUUCAACAUUUUAUUCAACCGACAAAAAUUACAAACAACAAAAACAAAACAAUAAAGCCUUAUUUCUUUAUAUAUCUCUCAUCUAAUCUCAGGAUAAACAAAACAAAAAUGGCAAUGCAUAAAAAAGAUCGACCAAUGUUAAGUGUUACUUCACUUUUGUAUGGUUCGCAACUGCCAUCAACAACAACAAAUAAUAAUAAUAAUCCAUUAAUAUUCGCACAGAAUAAUAAUAAUAAUAAUGGUGGAAUUCAAGGUUCGAUAAAUACAAGUGGCAAUAAUAAUAAUAAUGUUAUAACAACAAUGAUUGGCAAUGGAAGAAAUACAACAGCUAUUAUGAAUACAACAACUAGUCCAAUUGGAACGAUUAGUCCAACACAAAAGCAAAUGAUCAAUAGUAAUAAUAAUAAUAAUAUUGUAUCUACCUGUGAUAAUAAUAAUAAUAAUCGAUAUCCUCCUAAUCAUCCGCUUAGUGGUUCAAAACAUUUAUGUGCCAUUUGUGAAGAUCGUGCUUCGGGUAAACAUUAUGGUGUCUAUAGUUGUGAAGGUUGUAAAGGUUUUUUUAAACGUACCGUACGAAAAGAUUUGACCUAUGCUUGUCGUGAUGAUAAAAAUUGUAUUGUUGACAAACGUCAACGUAAUCGUUGUCAAUAUUGUCGUUAUCAAAAAUGUUUAGAUAUGGGUAUGAAACGUGAAGCAGUACAGGAGGAACGACAACGUAAUAAACCAUCAACAUCGGAAAAUGAACCAGAAUCAUCAACAACAACCACGAUGACAAAUUCACCGACAACAACAACAACAAAUAUUUCGAUGAAUCAAUAUCAUCGUUCAAAUAAUGAAUUACGAACAUUUGAUGAUUUAAGUAUUGAACGUUUGACUGAAGCAGAAAAAUUAAUUGAAAUUACGACCAAAUGUUCACCGACAGCAAAAGGUGCAACCAAAGAGAUUGAACUUUUAUUUCAAUGGAUCAAAAACAUUCCACAUUUUCAAUCAUUAGAUCAAGAUGAUCAAUUAGUUUUAUUAAAAAGUAGUUGGAAUGAAUUAUUGAUUGCAGAAUUUUCCUAUCGUUCUACAUGUAAACAUGAUGCCUUAUUAUUAGCUAAUGGUGUUGAAGUUAGCCAACAAAAAGCCCAAAGUGCCGGUAUUGGUGAUAUUUUUAGCCGUGUUCUUAAUGAACUUGUUGCCAAAAUGCGUGAAAUGCAAAUGGAUUUAUCCGAACUUGGCUGUUUAAGGGCGAUCGUAUUAUUUAAUCCAGGUAUAUUUCCUCUCUCCCUUUUCACUGUCAUCCAUUUUUAAAUGUUUUAUUUUUGUUUAGCGCUUAAAAAUUUAAAAAACGCAAGUACAGUGGAAAAAUUACGUGAUCGUGUCUAUUCAUUGUUGGAAAAUCAUUGUCGCCUAUCAUAUCCAGACAAAACAACACGAUUUGCAAAACUAUUGGUUCGUUUACCAGCAUUACGUUCGAUUGGUCUUAAAUGUAUUGAACAUUUAUUUUUUCAACAAUUUUUGACCGAAAAUAAUCUAAAACAGAAUAUAGAUAGUUUUAUUUUGCGGAUGUUAAUGAUUCCUAAAUGAAAAUCAUGAAUGGCUUCAAACUUUAUAAAUUUCAUCCUAUUUAUUUUUAUUUUUUUGGAUACAAG